AUGGCGUCUAAUAUCACCACUACUCCAUUCUCUCUGCCCAUCAGCGCCUCAGCUCAGGGUGGCAUUGCAAUCCUGACCCUGGCGUUCGUGCUGGGCUUCCCUGGGAACCUGUUUGUGGUUUGGUCGGUGUUCUGCAGAGUGAAAAAGCGGUCAGUGACUUGUUUGUUGGUGCUAAAUCUGGCCCUGGCAGAUGCUUUCGUGCUGCUCAGUGCCCCUUUGUUCUUACGUUACUUGGCUGGGGGCAAAGGCUGGGAGUUUGGUUCAGCAGCGUGCAAACUGGUGCAUUACCUGUCGAGUGUGAACAUGUACGUGUCCAUCUACCUCAUCUGCCUGAUGAGCUUGGACCGCUGCAUGGCUGUCACAAAGCCUUUUCUUUCUCAGAGAAUGCGAACCAAACGCUCCCUGCUGGUCCUCCUGCUAGUGGUCUGGGUGAUGGCGUUCAUCUUGUCACUGCCGAUGCUCUUCUACCGCAGUAAUCAGAAGAGGACAUUUCCAGGCAAUAUCAACCUGACCCUCUGCGAUUCGUACCACUGGGACAGCGUAGGUCACCAAAUCUUCCAGUACGUGUUUGAGACCAUCAUGGCCUGCCUGGUGCCCUUUAUCCUCAUCAACAUCUUUUACUCCUCCGUCAUCUGCCGUCUGAAAAGCGCCAAGUUCCAGCAGAGAAGUCAAGGCAGCCGCUUGAUCCUGCUGAUAAUCUUUACCUUUGGCAUAUUUUGGCUGCCCUAUCACAUUGUCAACAUCAUAGAGGUGGUUGGCCUGUUGACUGGCAGUGAUUCAGUGCUCAAAGCUGCGCGUACAGCCCGUCCAAAUGUCACAGCCUUCGCUUAUUUCAGCAGCGCUGUCAACCCCAUCCUCUACGUGUUCGCCGGCAGCUCCCACAUUCGUCAGGCUGGCGUAAGCUUCAUGGCAAAACUGUUUGAAGCCACCAACUCAGACAGCAGGAGCGCGUCUACCUCCACCCGCAGCGGCCGUGAUACAUCUGUUCUACACACGAUGUCAGUCAAACUGGGGAAGGCUUUCAAAGGCAAGGACAAGGAGAGGAGCAUCAACAUGGCAGGGAAAGAGCUGGACGAGUCUGUAUUCAAGACUCUAGAAAGUGCUGAGCAGAUCGAAUAGGUCCAACUCACACCAUUUUACUACGUUUCACAAUAAAUUAUUUGAACUGUGUUAAAUCAUAAUUUUGUGAUUUUUAACUUUAAUUUCCAUGUGCUUUAUUAUAUUAUAUUAUUAUUUUAUAUUUUCAUUUGUCGACUGUCGAUAUUGUUUAUAUCCUGAACAUUUUUCAACACAAAAACACGAGUACUAACUCAACAAAACGAUGGCUAAAUGUUAUGGUC
This is a messenger RNA of Scomber scombrus (Atlantic mackerel), 1340 nucleotides long. Its product is annotated as leukotriene B4 receptor 1-like. Gene Ontology annotation, molecular function: complement receptor activity; leukotriene receptor activity. Gene Ontology annotation, cellular component: plasma membrane. The transcript is spliced from 3 exons. The record is from RefSeq and is a predicted model, not a curated record. NCBI's taxonomy places the organism in Eukaryota, Metazoa, Chordata, Actinopteri, Scombriformes, Scombridae. Bases 1 to 1119 code for a protein of 372 amino acids. Gene Ontology annotation, biological process: complement receptor mediated signaling pathway; positive regulation of cytosolic calcium ion concentration; phospholipase C-activating G protein-coupled receptor signaling pathway.